Tripterygium wilfordii is the source of this 975-nucleotide messenger RNA. RefSeq lists its product as uncharacterized. Gene Ontology annotation, biological process: ubiquitin-dependent protein catabolic process via the multivesicular body sorting pathway. NCBI's taxonomy places the organism in Eukaryota, Viridiplantae, Streptophyta, Magnoliopsida, Celastrales, Celastraceae. Gene Ontology annotation, cellular component: ESCRT I complex. The coding region runs from base 104 to 766 and encodes 220 amino acids. The transcript has 5 exons. Gene Ontology annotation, molecular function: ubiquitin binding. The record is from RefSeq and is a predicted model, not a curated record.
UCGAUGGGACUCCUUUUCAUUUGUCCUCUCUCCUCUCUCCUCUCUCCUCUCUCCGUUUCCCCGCUCUCUCCCUCUCUCUCGUUCUUUCUCUUGUGUGCAAUCGAUGGACUACGAUUUCAGGAACCGAGCGAGUUCACCGUACGAUUCGCAGAUCCCGUCGUACAGACAGUCUGCAGUAUCAUCGGCGCCUUCUAGCCACCCGAUGUACGGACAGUCUAUUUAUCCUAGGGUUGGUCAGCCGGGGCACAAUGUGUUCCCUCCCGUGGGCCGCCAUCCCUCGCACAACCAAACAUCUGCUCCUUCACCUUCUUCGUCAGGAGUGGGGAUCAGAGUUGCUUUGAAGCCACAGUACCGUAUUUCGCCGCCACCUCGCUUAUCACCACAAGUUGGAGAUAUACCCAGGAGCAAUUUCCGGUUUGACUUUGAACUUGAGAGGAAAAUUUUGGCUGAAGCAGAGAAGGAAGGCCAGAAUUGGAGCAAGUUUGGGCUGGAAAAUCUUCCCUCUAGAACUCCAGAGAGGACAUCAUCGGUGGGUUCACCUGCAGACCCUUUGGUGAGCAAGUACAUUGCAUCAGGACUCAAUCGAGAGGCUGUUCCUAUUGCAGUUGCUAACUAUGGAGACAAUCCAACUAAGGUUCAAGAAUUCGUCAAAGGCUACUCCCUUUUACGAGAGAUGGGAUUCUCGUCGAACAAUGUUGCCGAAGCUUUACUCAUGUAUGACAAUGAUACAGAAAAGGCAUUGGCUCAUUUCCUCAAUAGUUCCUGAGCCUACUGGUGCAUGCAUCUAAUACCGGAAAUCAAGAGAGGGCAAAGGUGUACCAUUCUAGUAAGUGUAAGGGCUUUAUUGAUAAAAAAAAAAAAGAUUUAAGUGCAUUUUGAUCCCAAAAGGCUAAGUAUAGGAGUUAAUUACGUACUUACCCCUGUAUAUUAAUAUCAAGAAUCUUUGCUCCGUCGCAACAGGGUGGUGCGGUGUAA